AUGUACGGACACAUCCGAGGCCUGCUGCCUCUUGCCACAAAGUAUCAUCAUUUGCCACUCAAGCAUGCUCUCAAUGACGUCGCCAAACAAUAUUGCAAACAACACGAGCCGGAUUUAUGCAGCGAUGAGGAGAGGUUUCGCUGGCGCACGCCAGGCUAUGAGACUGAGGGUUAUGGAGACGACUCGGAGAACUCGGUCAGUUCGGAGGAUCCGGAUCACCUUUGCCAAACAGUAUGCUUGACCGCUGUGAACACAGGUCAAAUAGACGAAGCGUAUCUUUUGCGCACGUACACUCACCGCUACGACCCAGAGAUCUGCCCUCCUUGGGUCACUACAUACAACGAAGAUACUCUCGACCUUUACACGUGGCAGGUCGGUCGAGCGACUACCGCUACGCCUCUUCUGUUUGAGUUGUUAGUAGUUACUGGCCCUCAGGGUAAUCUGGCCAUGAAAGAUGGUGGAAUUCGGGAGAACAACCCUAGUUAUUGUGCUUUUUCCGAAGCUGCCUCGUUUUGGGGUGAUGACACCAAUCCCAGCAUCCUAUUGUCUAUUGGUGCUGGCUACACCAAAUCAACUUCCGAUGACUUCUCCGACUCGGGGAUGAUGCCGUCCGGUCUGUCUAGCCUGAACAAAUACGCGGACAGAUUAGCGGUGUUCAAAAACAUACUCGUUAAAUAUUCGGGAGGCCAAGACCGGCACAAAAUGAUGCGCACUAUUGCUAGAGGCGGGACUUCAUGGUAUAAACGCUUCGAAGUCACAGACGGCUUGGAGAAGAUGAGAGCGGAUCAGUGGGAACGCGGAAAAUCCAGCUCAGCAGGCAAGAUCAAGGCUGUUCCAGGUGGAAAAACCUUGAACACUAUACGCACGGCUACCGAAGCGUAUCUGAAUCGCCAAGAGCCUGACAAGAGUGUUAACGAAUAUGCUGCCCCACGUAAAAUGCUGAAGCAUACCGCGGAAAAGUUGGUUCGCAUGCGGAGAGCGCGAGAGCUCGAGGCCAUGACUCAGGGUGGGGAAAAGCGCGAGUAUUGGGAGGCGUUCAUGGGCAAGCACCUUAUUGGUGAGCGGGAUUUCUUCCGAAAGUACCAAGAGGAGUGGGACUACGCCCUGCUAGGUCGUAAGAAUUAG
Alternaria ventricosa is the source of this 1125-nucleotide messenger RNA. RefSeq lists its product as uncharacterized. Gene Ontology annotation, cellular component: membrane. The transcript is spliced from 2 exons. Gene Ontology annotation, biological process: arachidonate metabolic process. NCBI's taxonomy places the organism in Eukaryota, Fungi, Ascomycota, Dothideomycetes, Pleosporales, Pleosporaceae. The coding region runs from base 1 to 1125 and encodes 374 amino acids. The record is from RefSeq and is a predicted model, not a curated record.